Molecule: messenger RNA, 1468 nt
Organism: Andrographis paniculata
Lineage: Eukaryota; Viridiplantae; Streptophyta; Magnoliopsida; Lamiales; Acanthaceae
Product: protein HIGH CHLOROPHYLL FLUORESCENCE PHENOTYPE 244, chloroplastic
Exons: 8
Coding region: 121-1308 (395 amino acids)
Source: RefSeq, a predicted model, not a curated record
CAGCACAGUGAUCCAAACGUGGCAUCCGCCGCAUCUGUUGUUGUUCCCUCCUCGCUUCUCAACACCCAACUAACUAAUUGCAACAGUGAAGAAGAAGACGAAGAAGAAGAAGAGGCUCCAAUGGCCUCCACCCUCCAUGCUCGCAUAUCAUCCACUCCCACCCCUCCCAAGCUUCUCAACUCUCACCUUCAUGCUUCUGCUUCCCUUUCCUACCGCCGCGCUUUAGCUCCCAACCUAGACGCCUUUGCCCCAACUCCAACCCCCUCCGCUUUCAUUUCCAGAGGAAGGGCAAUAACCUGCAGAGCGCAGGCCUCGCCGGCAGCGGUCAAUUUAGGUCCGGGAACCCCCGUCAGGCCAACGAGCAUACUGGUGGCGGGCGCUACGGGCACAUUGGGCAGACAGAUCGUGAGGAGAGCACUGGAUGAGGGUUAUGAUGUUAGAUGUCUCGUCAGACCUCGCCCCGCCCCUGCCGAUUUUCUACGCGAUUGGGGUGCAACUGUGGUCAAUGCAGAUUUGAGCAAGCCGGAAACUAUACCAGCGAUUUUGGUAGGCGUACAUACGGUCAUCGACUGUGCCACAGGACGUCCGGAGGAGCCCAUCAAAACUGUAGAUUGGGAAGGAAAAGUUGCUCUGAUACAGUGUGCCAAAGCCAUGGGAAUCCAGAAAUAUGUCUUCUUUUCCAUCCACAAUUGUGACAAACAUCCUGAGGUUCCACUUAUGGAGAUCAAGCACUGCACGGAGAAGUUUCUCCGUGAUUCAGGGUUGAACCACUUGACUAUCCGACUUUGUGGUUUCAUGCAGGGGUUGAUUGGACAGUAUGCAGUACCCAUAUUGGAAGAGAAAUCUGUUUGGGGCACUGAUGCUCCUACAAGAAUAGCAUACAUGGACACCCAGGAUAUUGCUAGGCUGACAUUUAUUGCUCUACGCAAUGAAAAUAUCAAUGGUAAACUUCUUACAUUUGCUGGGCCACGAGCAUGGACAACCCAGGAGGUGAUAACACUGUGCGAGAGGCUUGCCGGUCAAGAUGCAAAUGUGACCACAGUUCCUGUCUCAAUUCUGAGAGUUACUCGUCAACUUACUCGUCUAUUUGAGUGGACCAAUGAUGUUGCCGACAGAUUGGCAUUUUCAGAGGUUCUUACAAGUGACACAGUAUUCUCGGUCCCAAUGGGGGAGACAUAUGAGCUGCUCGGGGUGGAUGCGAAGGAUAUAACUACGUUGGAGAAAUAUCUGCAAGAUUAUUUCACAAACAUAUUGAAGAAGUUGAAAGACAUCAAGGCACAGUCUAAACAAACUGACAUAAUCCUAUGAUAUAUAUAUAAUGCCAUUGUUAGGUCUUGAUCUAGCAAGAGCAUUGUUAUAUUAAUGUGUUUGGUUGGUACAUAAUUAAGUUGUAUAUGUGUGGGGAUGGAUAUUUGAUUUAUUUAUGGUGUUGGAUAUCUUACAAAUAUCCCCAGCAAAGAUCUUGCAU